Crotalus tigris (Tiger rattlesnake) is the source of this 3113-nucleotide messenger RNA. RefSeq names its product WASH complex subunit 3 (gene WASHC3). Gene Ontology annotation, cellular component: WASH complex. The coding region runs from base 107 to 694 and encodes 195 amino acids. The record is from RefSeq and is a predicted model, not a curated record. NCBI's taxonomy places the organism in Eukaryota, Metazoa, Chordata, Lepidosauria, Squamata, Viperidae. The transcript is spliced from 7 exons. Gene Ontology annotation, biological process: actin filament polymerization; exocytosis.
ACGCCGCGAAGGGGAUGUCGGAAUAGCUUCCCGUGAGAGAGGUCGCGAGGACUGGUUGGGGAGGAGGUUUGCAGCCGUGGCCUCGACACUGUGAGAGGUCGCCGGGAUGGACGAGGACGGGUUGCCGCUCGUAGGUUCGGGCAUCGACCUGACCAAGGUUCCAGCUAUCCAACAAAAGAGAACAGUGGCGUUUCUAAACCAAUUUGUGGUUCACACAGUUCAGUUCCUGAAUCGAUUUUCAACUAUUUGUGAAGAGAAAUUGUCAGCACUUUCCCUCCGUAUUCAGCAAAUUGAGACUUUGCUCAAUAUUCUGGAUGCAAAGUUAUCUUCUGUGCCUGGCCUAGAAGAUGAGAUCUCAAACACCAGUGUUAUGAAUGGCUCUGUCUCACAAACGUUGGUGGAUCCACAGACAACAAAUGUAUCACCUAACGUGGAGACCAGUGUACCUGAGUUGGGGCAACAGAGGACAGAUGGAACUGGUGAGAAUGUCAUCACUGUAGCAAAGGAUACGCGUUAUGCCAGAUACCUCAAAAUGGUUCAAGUGGGUGUUCCUGUUAUGGCAAUAAGAAACAAGAUGAUUUCUGAAGGAUUAAACCCGGAUCUUCUUGAAACGCCAGAGGCUCCAGUGCCUGCAUGGGGAGAUGAGACAAAUGCAGGAGAAAGUUCUGAUAGUGAAUCUUCAUUUAGCGACUAAUGGUGUUGUCCUUGAUGGGAAAAUGUUUCACUUUUCCUUAAAAGCACUGUCUAGUCUUUCUCUCUGUUAAAUGCUGAUGUACAAACUUGUAACAUGCUUUCCUGAAUUUCUUGAGCCAUGUGAGGUAUUCUCUAAAAGCAACAGCUUUGCACAGUAAUACAUUCAUUUUGUAUAGAAUUUAGACUGAAAGCCCAGUUCAGUAAAACGGUCACAUUGUGUAAUUACAUUACCUUAUAUAAGAUGUGGUGUCUUUGACUUGGGUAAAUGUUGCCCUAAGAAUAUUCAGGGUGAAGCUGAAGAUGGGACUGGACUCAGAUCUUUCCAUCUAAAUCAGUGUUUCUCAACCUUGACAAUUUUAAGGCAUGUGGACUUCAACUUCCAGAAUUCCACAGCCAGCAUUGCUGGCUGUGGAAUUCUGGGAGUUGAAUUCCACAUGCCUUAAAAUUGUCAAAGUUGAGAAACACUGAUCUAAAUAAUGCCAUCCUGCUUAACUUUUGAUAGUACAUAAUCUUGUAAAUUACAAGGAUUAUUUUUAUGUUUAUUCCUGGUAACUGUUCAGAAUUCAUUGAAUGCUGAUCCGUGUCUCCAUGGUGUAGAAUUCAAAGCACUAUAGUCUGCCGUUGGGAUAAGUGCGCACAUUUUGUUUGUUCCAUGAUUUAAGAGUUGGAAAUGGGAGUGACAGGAAGAAGGACUGAGGACAAAAGGGAAUGCUGUCUGUUUGAAAUGAACGGGCGUCAUUUUGUUUUGGCAAGCCACUAGAUGUUGUUAUACAGCCUUUCAUUUUUUUCUUAGAAUAUCCAUUUGCCAUCAUUUGCAAAUAUAACCUUUGGAUAGUAGCAGAUUGUAUCACUGUUAUCCUGCCUGGCAAACCAUAUGUGGUCUUCCCUUGUUAUAAAAUUUUCUUCUUGAGAAUUACAGUGAAUUCAGUAUAUAGAAGAUGUAAAAUAUAUAAAAAUGAAUAAAUUCUGAACACUGCUAGACCUAAUUUCCUAACAUUUCACGUGAUAACAAAGUAUUGAUAAAUUGAAGGAGAAUUAUAACUAAACAACCCACAACAUUACAUUAUUUCAAAAGUCUGCCAUUUGCUCAUCAAUCUUUUUCCAAAACCCGUUAGUCUUCUUAUAGAGAAACUUAGUAAAGAAUGAUUAGAGAGGAGAGAUAUCUUUUUAGAUUUUUUUUUAAAGAAAAAAAUUACUAGGCCCCUUCAUGUAUUAAACAAUGCAUAUAUUUUCAGAGUUUGGCAAAUUUGAUCAAUAAUAUUAACUUCACUAAAGACCAUAAUAGAUUUUAAGUAUUCUUUAAGUGUGCAUAUAUGAACCACAUUUUCACAACGUGCUAAACCUGAAUCUGACAGAAUGCCUUAAAAUAUAAGAAGCAAAUAUUUGACACACCCCGUCUCCAAUAUUUUAUUGUGCUCUGUUUCUCCCAAUAAUAGAAAAUGUUUUCACUAUUGUUAAUUAUCUCUGAGCUGGAAGUCCUAAUUAGUCAUUUAAAAUAUAUUCUGGCAUUUGAAAUGUACUUACAGAUCCUAGUUUGUUUGAGAGUCUGGUUGAAAUCUAUCCUUAUUCUCACCCCUCCUAAUGCAUUUCUGGCUACUGAAGUAUCUUCUGUGAUCAAGAGAAACCAAGAAUGAACUGGUGUGCUGUAACGUGCAUAUGAACAAAAUCCAAAAUAGUUUAUGGUUUGUGCGUUUAUGUUUCUUCACGGGAACAUUUAAACACAAUGCAUUACUAUUGUUCCAUUCCAUCUGUCCUGAUUUCUGUUAGCUAUGACUUUUCUACUUGGAAUAAAAUAAAUGUUAUUAAAGCGUCCCUCAGACUGUCUUCCUGCAUCACCCCGCCUAAAUUUGUUUGAGGCCUACUAAACACAUCCUCUAUAUAACAGAAGCCAAGAUAGCCACUAUAUAGCAAUAGUUCUGGCUCUGAACUGGAAUCUCUUGCUAAAUGGGUUGGGACAAAGCAUCCCAGACCAUUUAGUCUUGUCUGGAAGUGCUACCUGUUUCACAAAAGGUCAAGGCCUCUUGUUUCAGGAAACAAAUCUAAGAGUAUAAUCUGUGAUACAUUUAUAUAAACUAAUAUGAUUUGCUGCCUGAUAAAAUGCACAUUAUAACCUAAGGCAACUGGAACUUAACUUGGUAUUUGAAAAUAAGCAUUUGUAAUUAAAAUUACAUUUUGUAAUUUAAAAUGGUGGUCCUAUUGCUACAUGUAGAUUUUCUUUGGAAAUAACAAGCAAAUAACUGGAGAGAAAUUUAAAUGCAUAAAUUGUAUUGAUAGUUCUCCAAUAGUUAUCAAAUUAUUAAAAUGUAACUUAUAUGUAAUAUAGUAAUACAUGUACUUCUUUAAUACCUUAAAUCAGUAGCAAAGCAAUAAUUAUGUUUAAAAGACAAGCAAGUUCCAAUUAAAUUUUAUUUUUAAAAAAA